Molecule: messenger RNA, 312 nt
Organism: Prorocentrum cordatum
Lineage: Eukaryota; Dinophyceae; Prorocentrales; Prorocentraceae
Source: the annotation of a GenBank genome assembly
GACAAGCAGCUGGCCCGCACGCGGCAGGAGGCCCAGAAGCUGGAGGCCCAGCACGACCAGCUGCAACAGGAGAAGACGAAGUGCGUGCAGCGCGGGGUCGAGCUGAACGAGCGGGUGGAGCAGUACGUCAUAGAGAUAGACAAGUUGAACUCCAUUAUCAACUCCGUCGAGAGAGAGAUGGUCAGCCUGCGAAGAAAAUACGAGCAGGCGGUGGAGCGGCGGAAUUUCACUGGGACCCAGCUGAUCGACAGGAACGACGAGCUCUGCAUCCUAUGGGAGAAGUCGAACAUCCAAGAGCGCCUCCUGAAGAAG